AUGAGAAAGGCUUAUUGGAUUACUUGCAAUGUUGAACCAAACAUACAGCAUUUGUCUCUUGACAGGAGAAGAUUCCCAAGUAAUUUUCUAGUGAGGCCUCGAGAUCUCAACAGAUUGCUUGCUAAUUUUCAGUCGUCCCUUCAAGAGAUCACCAUCAUAGCAACAGAACCAAAUUCCUUGCCUUCUGAUGUAGCAAGUGAAAUUGGAGGGAAAGCUGUUGAGCUUAGGAGUUAUAUAGACCCAACAAAAGACAAUGACUUGUCACUACACACUCAACUAUGGAUAGAUCCCAUGGAAGAGUUUCUUCAAUACACUCACACUGGAGACCCUGUAGACGUCACAUUUGGUGUGAAGGAAUUGAAG
Morus notabilis is the source of this 363-nucleotide messenger RNA. RefSeq lists its product as uncharacterized. The record is from RefSeq and is a predicted model, not a curated record. Gene Ontology annotation, biological process: DNA replication checkpoint signaling; cellular response to ionizing radiation; mitotic intra-S DNA damage checkpoint signaling. The transcript is spliced from 2 exons. Gene Ontology annotation, cellular component: checkpoint clamp complex. Lineage: Eukaryota; Viridiplantae; Streptophyta; Magnoliopsida; Rosales; Moraceae. The annotation marks the transcript as partial.